Molecule: messenger RNA, 4295 nt
Organism: Galleria mellonella (greater wax moth)
Lineage: Eukaryota; Metazoa; Arthropoda; Insecta; Lepidoptera; Pyralidae
Exons: 8
Coding region: 233-1231 (332 amino acids)
Source: RefSeq, a predicted model, not a curated record
AGCCGCACGUCGCGCAUUUCCAGACUCGUACUACGUUACGAUCUUGUAUACGUACUUUACGUUCGGUAAUUAUAAUUUCAAAAUAAGAAUAUCGAAAACAAAAAAGCAGAAUUAAUUUUUAUUUUUGUUUUUUAAAUAAAACAAUAAACAAAUGCUCCAGUGAAGUUUUACAGUUUGUUGUCCAUUAUUAUUUAUUAUGGGAUGGUAAUUAUAAUUUUGUGACACGAAUAAAAUGAAUGUAGAAUUAUUGAAUUUACUAAAAUAUGAAGCAAAGACCGCACCGAAUAUUAAAAGCGAGGGAGGUCACUGGAUCAGACGGAAAGCGGCACUGCAAGCUCGUCGAGGUAUCGACACACGUUCUCAACAGAGAAUACUGCGUAUUCGCCGGCAAAUUGAUUCAGUAACCAGCGCGACAGACGGUCCUGAGGAGUCGUCCACGAAGCGGUCACACACUGCGCCGUUGCCCUCGCGCAUCUCCGCCGGUGAGAGCGAAUGGAGUGGAGCAACGGGCGGACCACCAGCAGAGGUGGUGCUACGACUGCAUCCCUCACCUUCCUCCACAGCACGUGCCAACGUAUCGCUAGUUGACAUCGAUGGCAGUGGCGUGGUAGUGAGGGCGGAAGAGGCACUGAUUGUUGCAUUCGUCCUCCUACUAUGGGUGGCUGCCAUAGCCCUCUUCUUCAACCGAUGGGGCAAGAUAAGGUGCGUCUAUAAACUGAUGUUGGAGCCAUAUCAACCCAAGUUUCAACAGCAACAUCGACAGAGUUGCGCCCUCGCUGAGAAUUCUGUAUCGGUGGCACCACACCACCGGGCAUCGCUGUCGAGAGGCUGCGUGUCUUAUGACUGUGGGAGUACUUUCCCAGCUUAUCAACCGUGCGGAUACUUAUCUCAUCGCCCGAGACAGAACUCCGUUUUCGUUGGAAGUUUGGGCGGCAUGGCUCUCAUUCCAGAAAGUCCACCGAGGCGAUCACGCUCAGCUGCCGAUAUCCCAGCCCUCGUUCCACCAUCAGAUAACGCCCACGCAACUACCCCACGAUCCUCUAGAGCAGCCAGUCUCCAUAGCGCCGUGGACCUGAGGGUUUGUGUACCAUCACCACGGACUUCAAGAGCUGCCAGUCUACAUUCAGCUGUAGAUAUGCCUUCGGGGUCUGUACAAGUCCACGUCAGGGGUUCCGUGACAAAUCUAAACAGACCCAGAAGUCCAAGGCGGCUCACAAUAACGAAUGUUUAAAAACUGUGCAUGUCUGUAAUUUUCGGACCAAUUUUGAUGUUUCUUCUGUUACUAUGCUGUUAACUUGCUUUUGUGUUUAAACGUAGCGAAAGGCCUAAAGUUUAGUGUAAUAACAUUGAUAUAUAAAAACAUAAGAUAUACAAUUAAAUACUAAAGAUAUGGCAUACUAAAUAGAACGUAUUUAACCCAAUUUUGUACUCAUUUUUAACAAUCGACGUUUGUUGUGAAACGUGCAGGAAUAUUCCGACAAAUUUUCUAAAUAUAUUCUUACUAUACUCAUACCUUAUCCUAUGAUAGCUGUUUAUUUUUACAGUUUAAAUUCGGCAUAUUUAUAAUCUUUUGUAUGCUAUUGUGAAUCUUAGGUUUUUAGUAUAUCAAUGUAUAUUCAUUUAAGAUUUAUGUUGUUUUAAAAGGUAUUUUGAUAAUUGGGUGAUGCAUGUUCAAAAGCAUGGUACCAAUAAAUAAUUAUAAUUAUUAACUAUUAGCAUUAAGGUAAUCCUAAUCUCUUGAUAUUUCCAGUAGUAUCCUCGUCUCUUUCUCUCUUUAUCAUAUCUGUUGUAUGUACUUAUAAGUAGAUAUUUUUAGAGCGUUCGACGCAAAAUUUAGAAGUGUGGUGCUAUAUUAAGAAACAAUGCAUAUUAUUACUGUAUUUAUCAUUACAUUACCUAUUUCUUUAAUUUUAAAAUAACAUGCCAAUCAUUUAUUAUUAGAAUCGCUUUCUUGAUAUUAAAUCAUAAAUUAUUUAUGACUUCAUCUUAAUCUAAUUUAAAUAAGAAAAUUUAAUUAAAAAAUAGCCAUCUUUUGCUUCGUUUUGUUUUCUUACAUUAGAUACAAGUCAUCUUUCAUUAUACCUUUUAAUUAAAAAACAAACCAAGGAAAAUUCGUAACAAUUGAAUUAAGGAGAUACUUGUAGAAAUCUCUUCUUUUCCCUUUAUUUUAUUUUUUAAGUAAGUGGAUGAGCUCGAAAUUAAUUUUGAGUUUCAAAUUAGAAAUGGUUUUUCUCGUAGUCUCUUUUAUAUUUUGAUCUUGACAUUGUUUUCGUUUCAGAAUUUUUAAGCAAUUAUGAUGGUAUAAAUAUAUUUAUUAGAUAUAUUAUUAUAGAUGAACCUAUUAUAUAUUUAUGUAUUAAUAUGCAUAUCUUAGAUGUAUAAAAAUUUUGAAACCAUUAAAAAUAAUUCACGGACUUAUUCUUAUAUUUCUGUUGACUUCUCUUUUAGAUUUUGUACAACCCAUACACUUAUUUUAUUUAUUAAUUGAAAUCUAAAUUAUUGGUAUAAUUAAUUUAUAUAAUUUAUUAAUUGAUUAGUAAAGUAAAAAUUUAGUAUUUAUGUUUCUUUUUAAUAUCAAUUAGUUACUUAAUUUAUUCUAAGAAUAAUUAUUUAAUAAUUUAUUUAUUCUUUAGUACAGGACAUGUGUACUUGGCGGACUUAAUAUUAAAAGCAUUCUCUCCCAGUCAACCUUAGAAAAGUGUUAGAAUGCUUAUUUCCGUGUUUAUACUCGUAUUAAUUUUGUUAGUUAAAUAAUUGUAAUAUUUCUGGAAUAGAAACUAUCACCUAUAAUUUUAUUUUAGCCCUGUCAAAUACGUCCUAUAAUUAGGUACACGCUGCUACCAAUUCUAAAACAAUGUUCAAUAUACAUACAUAAUUAGUGUAGAGAACUUUCCCGAACAAUUUAGAUACAAGUAUAAUAAUGCUAGCAAACUAAUAUGGCCAAAUAUAUAAACUACCCUUGGUAUAUCACUGUAAAUAUGACUAGUAUUAAGGUAUUCACUAUAAUUAAAUUAAUAUGGUCAAUUAAGAACUUAAAUACUGAUCACUACAAGGCUCAAUAUCCAGUGUGUAUUUAUUAUUUAACACUUUGUUUUAUUUUUAAAAACUCCAGUGAUUCUUCAAAGGAAAUUUCAAAACUCUACACCUCUUUGGUGUUCGAGUUUGCAUCCCUUCCCAUUCUUAUAAUUUACUUUUGACAGCUACUCGAAAACACAACUGUUCGAGAUUUUGUGAAAGUCAAUUUUGAAAACAAAGUAAAUGAGAUAUUUAAAUUGCCUAAUCUUAUUUGAUUACAAAGCUACCAAAUUACAUAAAAUUAAUAGAUACUUAUAAGAGUCCUUACUAAUAUUAUUAUUAAUGUCAAAGUUUAUUUGUUUGUUAACUCUUAACGGCUCAAUUAAUCGUCAUGAAAUAGUAUACCUACCCUUACUAUUUAGGAUAUAAGUUUUUUUUUUUUUUAAUUUGAAUCAAUCGACAUAUCCAGGUUACGCGGACAAAGUUACUGGUAACAACUAGUAUUAUAUAACAAGUUAUUAUAAAGAAUAUCAGCUCCAUGGUGAGACCCUGAUCAAUGUCUGUCAACCAACUUACACCGUGACAAUCAAACCAACCCAAAUUCAAUGGGCCUGUAUCUUCUUAAUAAGUUUGUAUAGACACUUUCAGACACAAGGCAAACUCAAGGACAUCUUAAUAUUGCUUUAUCAUCCGAUUUCAUAUAAGUUGGAAUUUUGCACAAGUAUGUUAUGUACACAUCUUAGAUUAUAUAGAUGCAGUGUCUCCAUAGAAAUUCUUCGAGAAAAAUGGGUCCACUUUUUCAUAAGAUUUUGCAUGAUAAAUAGUUAUGAGUGAUUCCUUUAUAACUUCUAUAUUUAUUUUCUAUUAUAAUUUCUGCAUAUUUUUAAUACGUAAACAUUCAUUUUAUUUAUUAAAUAAUAAAUCAAGAUACCAUUUUAUGGUUAAUUAUAUAGAACACUAAUAAAAAAACGAGUCAGCUAAAUUGACAAUUAGCUGAGAAAAAAUUGACCCGUUUUUGAGGCUCGAUGCUCUAUCUAUAUAAUCUAUGUACACAUAUAGGUAACUAGCUCAAUUGAACGCAGCGAUUUGGAUCAAAUUGAUUAUAAGAUUAAGAUAAGAUAAAAUGUAGGCAAAACCCAAUAUAUACUUGUAAAGUGUAAUCAGGUCUUUAUAAUUAUGAAAAAGGGAUAUGUGAAUGUACCCUUUUUUUGUAAUGAGCUCAUUUCAUACCUCCACCUCUCAUUAAUGGAUGAAAUAAAUUUUUAUAUAAUUUAAAUCUU